UUUCCGCUAGGAUCAAUGUCGGGAAAUGACGUUUUUUAUCCGCGACUAUAUGGUUGUUUACAAGUAUUCAACAUGGGCUAUGUUUUGUUUAGGUGUUGAUGGAUUAAAAUGCGUGUGCUUUAAACUGCAGUCUUACCCGGUUAAAUUUGACAUCACAUUGUUUCGUUUUUUAAAAGUGUUAUUUAAUUGCUGCAUAACUAGUAAGAAUACAGUUCUGGUUGCUUGGUAGCUAGCUAGGUAGCGCUCAAGAUGGAGGCAUAGGGUAAGGUUUUUGGUUUCCAAUUGGAUCCUAUUCGGUUAAUUGUUCCGUUUCGUGCUAGCGACGGAACCAGAGAACUAUACAAUUUAACUGGUUUUAACAUUAAAUAAUAUUGGUGAAAACCAGAAAAGAAAAACUCAGCCAAAACUCCCUGACAUAUUUCGUUAAGUUAGCUAACGUGGGGUAAAUAGUUUACUUUAGUUGAUAUGACGACCGACAUAGAGGCCAGUCUGUCUGUCUCUUUUGAUCUUUCUUCUGUCAUUGAAGAUGCUGUGAGGUCUGCAGUGUGCUCCGUGCUUGACCAGAUUCAAAGACUUAUCGGCAGGGAUGUGGCAGAGCUCCGAGCGGCUGUGGCUAAAAAGGAAUGUGAAAACGAGAAGCUUAGGGCACAACUCGAAUUGGCAAGACUGGAGCUGAGAGAACGGUUCGGUUGUAAGAAAAGGUCAGAUUUAAAUAGCGACGUGUCACAUUGUAAUGAAGACGAGACUGGGGAUAGAAGUUCUCAUCAUGACGUGCACAGUAACGCUGAUGAAGACCCAAAUAGUUUGGCUUUGGAACACAGCUCGUCACUUUGGGCUCAGCCCUGGGACAGUGACACCGGUGGCGAUAUGCAGCAUAACUUCAUAGACCCACUAGGGAGCGUAGAAUCAAAGCAUGACUUUUCAUCAGAUGUUGACUACAGGAUCGAAGCUGAAGAAUCAGACACAGAGCCAAGCCCAACUGCAGAACCGCUGGACAUGAUCCCUGAACAUGAGGGACUGAAAACAGACCCCUGUCCGUCUUACGAAGAAAGUAAGGCAAGCAGCCUGGAUGAUGCCCACACAACAAGGGAGCUGAGGGUCAUCCAGGUUAAAGAGGAACUUCCUGCCGCUCUGUCGUCUUCUACUGGACCUGAACUUUCUCAUCCCACCAAACCAAAGCCUUACAUCUGUGGUGAGUGUGGCAAGAGCUACCUCUGGCUGAAAAGCCUGAAAAAGCACCAGAAGAUCCACUCUGGUGAGGCCCCAUUCAGCUGCAGCAUCUGCUGCAAGCACUUCUCGUCUCAGCAGCUGUUCGAGGAGCACCAGCGCGUGCACACCAGCCUGCGGCCGCACCGCUGCGCCAGCUGCCCCAAGACCUUCAGCCACCUCUCCAACCUGAAGAAGCACCAGCUCAUCCACACGGGGGAGAAGCCGCACCACUGCGGCCUCUGCGGGAAGCGCUUCCGACAGAUCCAGCAUCUGAAGGAGCACCACAAGACCCACGAGGACAGCAAGCCCUUCCGCUGCGGGGAGUGCGGCUGGGGCUUCAAUCAUGGGUCCAACUUCAAGCGCCACCUGCUUGUGCACACGCGCCAGAAAAUGCGCCACGGGCUCGGCUCUUGACCGCGACUCUCGCAAGCUUCCAAGAAAAAUCCUUGGUUCCUACCGCAUUUGGAGUGAUUACAAAUUUUCCUUAAUAGUUGUAACCCAGCCCUUAAGAAUAUAGGGUUAAAGGUGAACAUUGUAGGUCUCAGAAUGAUCAGAUUUUUGUCAUGUUUUCAGUAAAUUGACACAACUUUUAGUGUGUGAAACUACAGGUUUGUUGACUUAACACAAAAAAGGUGCAUGAAUUAAUUGCAGCUACUAUCUAGUUACUAGCUACUAUGGAAAGCUGUCAAAUGAUGAAAAUGCAGAUUUUCAGUUUUUUCUUUGUGAACCAAAAGAAGAAAAUGUUAAAUGUUGUUAAAUGGAGUAGCUGUAUUUAAUAAUUAUUUUUUAAAUUAGCACUACCCAAACAUUCAAACAUUGUCUAUGUAACAGUAACUGAUGUUCAGAUGGUCAGAUUUGAUCAGAGCAGGCCAAAAACCUACACAUGUGCAAUGCCUAUGUUACAGUGCAUAAUGUUACAGUACAGGCCAGUAGUUCUCAAACUCGGUCCUGGGGGACCCCUGUGUAUGUUGGUUUUCAUUCCAAUCUCAAC
Molecule: messenger RNA, 2200 nt
Organism: Anguilla rostrata (American eel)
Lineage: Eukaryota; Metazoa; Chordata; Actinopteri; Anguilliformes; Anguillidae
Product: zinc finger protein 45-like
Exons: 2
Coding region: 466-1623 (385 amino acids)
Biological process (GO): regulation of transcription by RNA polymerase II
Molecular function (GO): DNA-binding transcription factor activity, RNA polymerase II-specific; RNA polymerase II cis-regulatory region sequence-specific DNA binding
Source: RefSeq, a predicted model, not a curated record